Molecule: messenger RNA, 3265 nt
Organism: Plodia interpunctella (Indianmeal moth)
Lineage: Eukaryota; Metazoa; Arthropoda; Insecta; Lepidoptera; Pyralidae
Exons: 13
Coding region: 110-1642 (510 amino acids)
Biological process (GO): long-chain fatty-acyl-CoA metabolic process
Cellular component (GO): peroxisome
Molecular function (GO): alcohol-forming very long-chain fatty acyl-CoA reductase (NADP+) activity
Source: RefSeq, a predicted model, not a curated record
AAUUUAUUCAGUUAUCAUUACGAAGACGUCGUAAUAAUACCUGUGUUUAGUGUCGUGAGACUGUGUGUAGACUAUUAGUGAAGUGUUGUUUUGGCGGUAAAAUAGAAACAUGGUUGAAGAAUCUCAAAUACGCGCCUUCUACACAGGGAAGAACUUCUUCAUAACUGGAGGCACUGGCUUCGUAGGGCUGUGUCUCAUCGAGAAAAUACUCAGAUCCAUACCUGACGUCGGCAAAUUGUAUUUGCUUAUGCGACCUAAAAAGGGCAAAGAGAUUUCGCAACGUGUUGAAGAGUUUCCCAAAAACCCUGUGUUCGAGAAACUAAUUGAAAGCCGAACAACCGAUGUCUUUAAGAAACUGGUGCCAAUAUCCGGAGACGUCGGGGAGGAGAACCUCGGUCUCAGCACUCAGGACCGGCAGACUCUGGUGGACAAUGUUAACGUGGUCGUGCAUUCCGCUGCUACUCUGGACUUUCAGGAAAACCUGAGGCCCACAGUGAAGGUUAACCUGUUGGGAACCAGACAAGUUAUGGAGCUGUGUCGUCAGAUUAAGGAUCUCAAGGUAAUGGUCCACGUCUCAUCGGCAUACGUCAAUUCCUACCUUAAAGAAGCACACGAGAAAGUUUAUGAGACACCGGAGGAUGCCGAGAAGGUUAUAGCCAUGAUUAAUUCCAUGUCUGAUGAAGAAUUGGACAAAGCUGAAGCGAAUCUCCUGAAGACACAUCCAAACACAUACACGUUCACGAAACACCUGGCUGAACACGAGGUGGUAAAAUGUGCUGAUAUAUUCCCGUGCACCAUAGUGAGACCUACCAUGAUCGUGGCCGCGUGGAAGGAGCCCGUUCCGGGCUGGACUUGUUCUAAGGUUGGACCUCAAGGGUUCCUCAUGGGCGCUGCCAAAGGCGUAGUACGCAGACUGCCACUAGCAGCAGAGAAUAUAGCCGAUUAUAUACCUGUGGACGUCGUUGUCAACCAACUCCUAGUGGCCGGGUGGGACGCGGCCAAAACCAGAUCGGGUCUAACAGUGUACCACUGUUCCUCAUCGACCUGCAAGCCCUUCCAGUGGACGAUACUUGAGCCGUCUAUCAACGGAUUAUUGCACAAGUAUCCAUUGAAGAGUGCUGUGUGGUACCCUCACUUGAAAUUCGUGCCGUCUCUCUUCAUGUUCCGUCUGUCCGCCAUCUUUGUUCACUUCCUCCCCGCCAUACUUCUAGACAUGGUGCUCCGAGUGACCGGAGGGAAACCCAUAUUGGUCCGUCUACACAAAAAUGUGUGGAACUCGCUUUCACGUUUAGAAAAGUUCAUAUUUGGAGAGUGGAAAUUUUACAACCCGAACACGCUGGAUCUUGCCAAACAACUCAACGCGACGGACAGUGAACUGUUCUAUAUAGAUAUCAGUUCUAUUAACUGGCUGGCGUUCUUCACAAACUUACAUUUGGGCGUGCGCCGUUAUCUCAACAAUGAGAAUCAGAAAACUAUGGAAGCUGCAAGGGGAAAAGAUACUAUCCUCUUAGUGUUCCACGUGACCUGGCAGUUGCUCAUUCUGGGUGGACUUUGGUAUAUAUUCUCUGGAUUAACAGGACUUAAUAUGACACAAAGCGCUUGGAUUGCUCCCAUCAUAUAUAUAUUAUACAGUUGUUUGUAAUAUAUAAUAUACUACAUUUGCCCACAACUUCGUAUGUGAGUAAAAAUCCGUUUCUCGCGGGAAUUUCAGGAAAUCCCUUCUUAAUGCUCUCCUACACUGUCCUAGGAACCUACACACGAAAUUUCAGCAUUCCACGUUUGUGGGGUGUCUGUCAGUCAGUCACUGAGUAACGGAAGAGUUUAUAUAUAUAUUUAUAUAUAGAUAUAUAGAUUGUAUAAUGUAACAAAAUGGCCUAUGUUUUUAAUUUAUAUAUUUGAUUUAUACAGGGUUUAAUUCCGUGAAAAUAAAGUAGAACAAUUGAUCACAAAAAUUAAAAUAUUAUUUUAGGGGAAAUCUUUAAAAUAUUAUUUACAAUCUUCUGACCUUGUAAUAUACCUAUAUUGAUAAAUACAAAACUGAUUUAAAAAUAAAUAUACUAUGAUUACAAUUUUAGCAACAAAUUAUGUAUGUAUGGGCUGGGUAUAAAACAUACAAGCUUUAGGCUUUACAAUAUAUUUUCUUAGCAUUGAUUAGAUUAAUAAAAUAUAUUCACGUUUUGCACAUCUGAUAUUGCAUCAAAAGAAAGUUAGAAAAAUAUAUACUCUGUCUGUAUGUAGUCUGUCUAGAAAGUGAAGAAUUUAAAUGAGGACGCUAUCUCCUGUCGGCUGGCAACGCUGGGUUAUCAGCCAAUCCUGAUCAUUCUAUUUGGUUUUGCAAUGGCAAAAAUAUGUAGAUCGUCAAAAAUCAGUUACCUUCACUUUCUCGACUGAGUGUGUUUAAUAUUUUACAUACUUAAAGAUCGAUAUGAGGAAUUGUUUAUAUUUUAUAAGGAAAAUUUUCUCGAUAACCUCAAAUAUUAACGAAGUUAUUUAUAACUCGGUUGUAUUUUUAGACUAAAGGAAUAUUUUUUCGGCAGGCGUAUUGUAAAUUUCGAUUAAAUAAUUUCCAAAAAAUUCGAGGCUCCAUCUUGUCUGACGUAAUAUAAGGCGUGUUUGAUUUUAUUUUCUAAAAAGAACCGAGGCUUUUCUAUAAUUGAGUUUGAAUUAUAUCUAAUAAAUUGAGUGCACACCGUUUUUUCUUACGAGUCCUAAUGUGCAAUCAAUUGUUGAAUUUUGUUGAAAAUAUAUCAAAUCUUAGUACAAACUUACACAUUCUAAAGUAAUACAUUUAUUUACAAUGUAAGGGGGAGGGGGUUAAGCAAAAAUCACGAAAUAUCACCAGGGUGUACUAAUAUCAAGUGUGUUUACGUAUUUAUAACACCAAUUUUAUCCUUUAUAAUAAGAAUUAUUUUAAGAAUUGAAAAUGAUAAAAAUAUAAUCACGUGAUUAUUGGACGGCCCCCCAAUUACCUGCCGUAAAAUUAUAAUAAAAAUACAUGGUGAGAUUGAUUUACGCAAGAUUUGUAAGAAGAAACGUAAGUUAAAAAUGACAUUGUUAUAUUUUUUUUAAUGUUUAAUUCUUUAUUUUAAGAAUAAUUAAGGUUUUGGAUGUUACGCGUUAUAGUUAUGCAUUCAGAAGAUACUAUAAGAAUAGUUGGUUUUAUUCUCGUUGUUUUUAGAUUUAUAAUGUCUAAAUCUAAAACUCAAAAUUAGUGCAAAAUUAAAAAAAAAACCGACGGUUUUGUAAAAAAAAAAAAAAACAAAAA